This is a messenger RNA of Megalobrama amblycephala (Wuchang bream), 4937 nucleotides long. RefSeq lists its product as uncharacterized. The transcript is spliced from 5 exons. Lineage: Eukaryota; Metazoa; Chordata; Actinopteri; Cypriniformes; Xenocyprididae. The coding region runs from base 419 to 1165 and encodes 248 amino acids. The record is from RefSeq and is a predicted model, not a curated record.
GGUGAAGGUUCAGUUUUGAGCAGAUUUCAAACUUGACCGGUCCAGUGCUGCGAUGUUUAAUACUCCAUAUAAAGCUAUUAUGAACAGCAGUUUGCUCAUUAAAAUAAGAUUUAAAGAUAACAUGGAAUAGCUUAUUUGAACUUUUAAAAAUAAUUUGUCCACCACAGGAAAGUUUAAAAUGAACCAGUGAAAGUAAGAAAGGGAUUAAAGCACAAAAGAAAAGCAGUUUGUCAGAGUAAAUGUGCUCCUUUAAGAUGUCCUGUAGAGCUGAUGUGGUAAGAGAGACAGGAAGGGGAAGGAAAUGAUAAUAUUAGUUGCUGACGCUAAGUUGUUCACUCAGUACAGAAGAGAACGACAGUCACGUUUGUCACACUGAAUUUGGUGUUUUAUUUUAGAGAAACUCUUGUCAAAGUUGAUCAUGUGGGACGUUCUGCUGCUCUUUUCCAGCAUCUGUACAGCUGUUGUUGUAGGAGCUCCAGGUCCAGUUACAGGACACAGAGGAGAGAGAAUUGAGAUCAGAUGCUCAUAUAAACCUGGAUAUGAAUCAAAUUCAAAGUAUUUUUGUAAAGGCAAGUGUAAAUACGUUCUAAAUAAAAACAUCAUGGUUGAAUCAGGAUCUCCAGCUAAAGACGAGAGAUUCUCUCUGACUGAUGACAAGAAGAACAGAGUUUUCACCGUCACCAUCACUGAUCUGAGAACAGAGGAUGCAGGACAAUACUGGUGUGCUGUGAAGAGGAGUUUGCCUUUACCUGAUCUCUAUUCAGAGAUUUUGUUGCUGGUUAAACUGGGUCACGCCCCACAUUCAGAGUCUGUCAUAUACGUCAGUGUUGGGUUAGUCAUCAUGGUGAUCAUCUUCUUCAUGACGCUGAUGGUGUGGUGUAGGAAGAUUAGCAAGAAACCAUCAAGAGUUUCACAAUCAGGACUUUCACAGCAAGUCUCCAUCACACAUUUGCCUUUGAAUACGACAGCAGGAAUCACUUCAGAGGACAUUGAAUGGAAUGACCAUUUUUAUCAGGAAAUCAGUGAGUUUCAGUGCAAGAACAAACACACCACCACCAUCUACACUACAGCAGAAACUCCAGAUGAUCCAAUGAUCUACUACACUGCAGAUAAACCAGAUGAUCCAAUGAUCUACUACACUGCAGAUAAACCAGAUGAUCAAUGAUCUACUCCACUGCAGAUAAACCAGAUGGUCAAUGAUCUACUCCACUGCAGAUAAACCAGAUGGUCAAUGAUCUACUCCACUCCAGAUACUCCAGAUGGUCAAUGAUCUACUCCACUGCAGAUAAACCAGAUGGUCAAUGAUCUACUCCACUCCAGAUACUCCAGAUGGUCAAUGAUCUACUCCACUGCAGAUAAACCAGAUGGUCAAUGAUCUACUCCACUCCAGAUACUCCAGAUGGUCAAUGAUCUACUCCACUGUAGAUAAACCAUAUGGUCAAUGAUCUACUCCACUGUAGAUAAACCAGAUGGUCAAUGAUCUACUCCACUGCAGAUAAACCAGAUGGUCAAUUAUCUACUCCACUGUAGAUAAACCAGAUGGUCAAUGAUCUACUCCACUGCAGAUAAACCAGAUGGUCAAUGAUCUACUCCACUGUAGAUAAACCAGAUGAUUCAAUGAUCUACUCCACUGCAGAUAAACCAGAUGGUCAAUGAUCUACUCCACUGCAGAUAAACCAGAUGAUUCAAUGAUCUACUCCACUGUAGAUAAACCAGAUGAUUCAAUGAUCUACUCCACUCCAGAUACUCCAGAUGAUUCAAUGAUCUACUCCACUGUAGAUAAACCAGAUGAUUCAAUGAUCUACUCCACUCCAGAUACUCCAGAUGGUCAAUGAUCUACUCCACUCCAGAUACUCCAGAUGGUCAAUGAUCUACUCCACUGUAGAUAAACCAUAUGGUCAAUGAUCUACUCCACUGUAGAUAAACCAGAUGGUCAAUGAUCUACUCCACUGCAGAUAAACCAGAUGGUCAAUGAUCUACUCCACUGUAGAUAAACCAGAUGAUUCAAUGAUCUACUCCACUGCAGAUAAACCAGAUGGUCAAUGAUCUACUCCACUGCAGAUAAACCAGAUGAUUCAAUGAUCUACUCCACUGCAGAUAAACCAGAUGAUUCAAUGAUCUACUCCACUCCAGAUACUCCAGAUGAUUCAAUGAUCUACUCCACUCCAGAUACUCCAGAUGAUUCAAUGAUCUACUCCACUGCAGAUAAACCAGAUGAUUCAAUGAUCUGUGUCUCUCAUCAUCUUCAUGGAUUGGAAUCUAAAGCCACAAUGUCAUGUGAUGGGACAAAAAAAAAAAAAGAAAGAAAUCAUUGGAUACAUCAGGCUUUAAACGAGGAAUCAUAAUGUUCUCAUCUGCUUGAUUUGUGGAAUAUAGACAGUCAGUCCAUAUCUACGUUCUAGCUUUUGACUAUAGUAAAUUUAAUAAAUUCAUUCUUUUUCUAUUAUAUUGUUUGUUACACAAUGAGCAGUAACAAAAGUUGUAUAUUAUGCACAUUACAUGUGUUAUUUGUUUAUUUAUGUGAAAUACACUGCUGUAUCGUAUCAGGGAUAUAGCUCAAUGAACUUAAUUAAACAAGUUAAUUAAACAGUGAUGUUUAUGGCAGCUGUCUUACACUGGAGUGACACACAAUGAAGUGUUUCGACUUAUUAAAUGACCAGGAAAUAGACACAGAGAGACAAAACAAACACAAAAGAGCUUCACAGCUUGACAAAGGCCUCAUCUGUGUAAAACAAGAUCUGGAUUCAAGUCAUAAUAAAGAUGAACUUUCAGUUUAUGGAUAAUUAUGUUCUCAUGUAUUAUUAAUGAAUAUCAAUAUUGUUAUUUUUAAGGGAAAAGUCUGUUCAACAGUUUCACUUCUGCUUUAGUGGUUUUUAUCUUUUUAUGUGUUUCUUUAUAUUUAUGACAUUCUCUUCUGGUAAAUGUGUCUUCUUAUUGAAUAAAUGAAAUAUAUUUAAAUUUAACUCCAUGAAGUGAAUGAUCAAGCCUGCUGUAAAGUGUGAGUGUGUUUCUGUAGUUUCUGCAGAACUGAAUUAAUCCAUGAAUAGAGGAUGUGGAAAUGGAGGCUUUACUUUGAAUACGGGAGACGGGAAGUAAAGUGAAAUUGUGGGAAGUGUGUUCAGUUACUAAUAAUAGUUUAUUCAUUCAGAGGCCGCGAGUGACAAAGAGGAACUCAUGACACAUGAAGCUCACAGAAGGAGAAAUAAGCUUGUCUUCAUCAACAAAACUCUUUAUAUGUCAACAGUUCUGAUUUCUUCUGUAAAUUUUGCUCUUUUUUUGUUGAUGUUUCAAGUCUGAACUUGUGACACAGAACAGCAGAAGACAAAAGAGGAGGAAGUUUGCAUCUCAUCAUAAUUAUGACAAAAACGCAACCAGAACCCACCUGAAACACACGAGAGCUUCAGAAGAACUGAAUCUACUGAUAACAGAGAAGAUCAUUUAAUAAGAGAGAAGAAUGAAGAUCAUCUUGACUUUCACUCUGAUGAUUCCUGGUAAGAAUCUGAGGAAACAAGUUUAAAUGUGACCAUCAGAAAUCUGAGUCAGUGGGAUUCUGGAACAUACUAUUGUGGGGUCGAUAAAUAUGGGAUAGAUUUCCACACCGAAGUGAAGCUGAAAGUUGGAACAGGUUAGUAACUGAAAUGCAUUUAACCCAUCUUUUGACCAUGACCAUCACAAAUGCUGUUUUUUUUUUUUUUGUUUUUGUUUUUUUUUGGUAAUUUGGUGCACAAAUUAUAUUUUCCGACCCUAUUGGCUGAUAUUUGCUCUUGCUUGCUUAAUUUUAAGAUUUGUCAUUUUGCAUAGAAGUAGGCCUAAAUGAAUCUUGAAUUAAGAAUGUCAAGUCUCUUUUUUAUUUCUAAAGCCCUUUAUACAGUAGAGAUCAUUUCAAAACAGCUUCACAGUAAUAAACAGAAUCAAUGAUGCAAUCUUUAUCAAAUUUGAGACAAAUUUAAAUUCUGUAAAACAGCUCUAAAAAGACAAUAGUGUCAUUAUUCAGCUUGAGCAGUUUUACUGAAGACACUAGUGUUGUUAUUCAGCUUGAGUUAAAAUGUGCAAAUAUUUGCCAAAAAAAAAAAAAAAUACUGAGGAAGAACAACAAUUAUUUUAAUCAAUUUAGUGCACAAGCCAUGUUAAAAUGCAAAUGUUGCCACUAAGACUUUAUUAGUCAACAGGAAGUUCAGAACAACUGCAGAUACAAUAAGAGCUCAAAUGUGAUGUUUUGAUGAUCUGUUUCCUCAGGUUCCUGCAAGAAGCGUCAGACUCGAGGUCAAACUCUUUCCAUAAACCCCUCUGAUCCUUCUAAAACUGUUUAGUGCUGCUCCACAAUUACCCACAACCCUGUUUUGAUCACCCUAAAAUGGCCUGACCAGUAAAAAAGCUCAACUUUCUUCAGAAAAAUCCUUCAGGUCCUGCAGAUUCUUCAUUUUUUACAUUGUCUUUUGCAUAUUUGAUCCUUUUCCAGGAGUGACUAUGAUUUUAAGAUUUAUCUUUUCACACUGAGGACAAUUGUGGGAUUCAAACAGUUAUUUAAAAAGGUUCAAACAUUCAGAAGGAAAUGUGAUGCAUUUAAAUCCACUACAGUAACUAAUGUACUUGUUCUUACAAACUCAGCAGCUCAUGUCUGUCCAGAUAAACUAUUUAUGAUUUGUUGAUUUAUGUAACAUGACUCAGUUUCAUACAGGGCUCUUGAACAUCAGUUAUUCUGCAUAAGGCUUUUCUGAAGUGUAAUUCCAGGAGCUGAUCUGGACAGACUGUGUUUGUUUGCUUGUGCUGAAUCUCUGCUGCUGUCCGUGGUGCUGAACAUCAUCUGAACACUUGAGGGAGCCGCCUGACUCAAUCCUGAACACUUUAAAAUCUCCUUUAUUUGUUCCACUUUUGUUUUGAUCUGAUGUGUUUCAUAUGUGUCUGUGGAAACCAGAUUCACUGAAGGAGUAUUCAAA